Molecule: messenger RNA, 639 nt
Organism: Glarea lozoyensis ATCC 20868
Lineage: Eukaryota; Fungi; Ascomycota; Leotiomycetes; Helotiales; Helotiaceae
Exons: 1
Coding region: 1-639 (212 amino acids)
Source: RefSeq, a predicted model, not a curated record
AUGUCACCUAUCUCAAGUCUAUCGUUAAGCGACUCUGCGUCCCAGCUUCCACCUCACUACUCUCCAACUCGCUCAUCAACAGGCGCUCCGCCGCCAUACAGGCAAACCCCAUCAACAUCAUUCAACUCCAACUCAUUUGAAGCUCUCGAAACUCGGACCUCAGCAUCAAAUUUGGUGCCACAAACAGUAGAUCCGGCAUCUGAAACCACUUUACCAUCCUCAACAACGGAAUCGACUGCCUCAUCACCAAGCCCAGCUUCCAAUCUACCCAAUCCCCUUGCAAGUAAUUCAAGUACUCUUCGAAUUCUCACCCAUCAGCCCUCCGACACAGUACCAAUCCCACCGCCAAUCUACAAACGCAACCCCUCACCCGUACCAUCAACCACCCGCUCAUCAUACCAAACGUUUGGCGCAAAACAAGCAAGGACAUCAACCUCACCACCAUCAUACACACCUCAAGCGCCUAUAGUUGUCGACUCCACCGGCUCAAACAGUUCCUCGGGCCUCUAUGAGAGACAAGAUUGUGAGACCGAAUGCUGGUGUUUCCCCAGCUUUUGGUCAACAAUACCAAGAGAACGGCGACAGACGCAGGGAAGAGAACCACAUUACGUGAUCGCUAGGGAAGGAGCAGGAACUUGA